AUGAUGGUGGAGAAUAGUUAUGGUUACGCUAGUGGAGGCACCGGAGAAAGGAUACAGUUACUGAUGGACGGUCAAGGCAAGGCGGUUCCUGCGCCAUUUCUGACCAAAACGUAUCAGCUUGUCGACGAUCCAGCGACGGAUCAUGUCGUGUCUUGGGGAGACGAUGACACUACUUUCAUCGUCUGGCGUACACCGGAGUUUGCUCGUGAUCUUCUUCCUAAGUACUUUAAACACAACAACUUCUCUAGCUUCGUUCGUCAGCUCAAUACUUAUGGUUUCAGAAAGAUUGUUCCAGACAGAUGGGAGUUUGCCAACGAGUUCUUCAAGAGAGGAGAAAAGCAUUUACUAUGCGAGAUCCACCGGAGAAAAACAUCUCAGAUGAUCCCUAACCAACACUCUCCCUUCAUCACUCACCAUCCUCCGCCGCAGAUUCCAUUCUCCGGCGGCGCUUCUUUCUUCCCUUUACCACAGCGUGUCGACGCUGCCGCCGAAAUGGACGACCAUUACUGGUGCGAAUCUGAGCCGCCGAGACCACGAGUCAUAGCCACCACGGUGGAUGCGCAAGUCGCCGCUUUAACCGAAGACAACGAAAGAUUAAGACGGAACAACACUGUCCUUAUGUCGGAGCUUGCUCAUAUGAAGAAACUCUACAACGACAUUAUCUACUUUGUUCAGAAUCAUGUCAAGCCUGUUGCUCCAAGUAACUCUUACUUACCAUCUUUCCUACAGAAACAGCAACAAGCUCCCCCUCCUCCUCCACUCGAUUAUUACAAUAAUGCCACUGUCCCAAAUCAGUCUCCUCCUACUUCUCAAAGCUCCAUUAGUGUUCUUGAAGAUGAGACUAACCAUGAGAGUAAUACGAGGAAGACAAAGCUUUUUGGAGUUUCGUUGCCUUCGUCCAAGAAAAGAUCACAUCAUUUUUCACAUCAGAGUAGCAAAACUCGACUGGUGUUGGAUAAUUCAGAUCUUGGACUGAAUCUCAUGACUGCCUCUACACGUUAAAGUAUUUUGUUUCUUUUGUUUUAUCUCGUUAAGUAUCAGCAUUAUUAGCACUAAUGU
Molecule: messenger RNA, 1059 nt
Organism: Eruca vesicaria subsp. sativa (arugula)
Lineage: Eukaryota; Viridiplantae; Streptophyta; Magnoliopsida; Brassicales; Brassicaceae
Source: the annotation of a GenBank genome assembly